Molecule: messenger RNA, 943 nt
Organism: Meloidogyne enterolobii
Lineage: Eukaryota; Metazoa; Nematoda; Chromadorea; Rhabditida; Meloidogynidae
Source: the annotation of a GenBank genome assembly
AUGAUAGCCGUAGUUUUUCCAAAUAAAUCACAUUUAAUUGAUGAUCGAGCAGUUAAAAUCAUUGUUUUUUCUAUUUAUCCGAUAGCAAUUCUUCUUUCGUUAUUUGCCGAUUAUGUUUUGCCCUGUUGUCGUACAAAUUAUUCGUACAAAACAUACUCUUACCAAUUUUUUGUUUGGAAUGAAUCAACUACAAAUUAUAAAAAUAUGAUAAUGGAUUUACCUAUGAAUAUAAUUACAACUACAAUAAUUUUUAUAUGUUAUGGAGCUAUAUUUACAAAAGUAAUUAAAACUAAUCGUAAAAAUGUUAUUCAAAUGCCUUCAAAUACGGAAUUCAAGAAAAGUAAACGUAAAAGUGAACUAAAAUGCGCAGCACAUUUUGCUUUAAUUUCUACUUUUUAUAUAGCUGUAUGGGUAUCGUAUAGAAUAUUUCCAUUAAUUGUUUCAUCAUCUACUCCUGAAUGGUAUUCCUUAACUGGAUUUUUUAUGAUUUUAAAUAUAUCUUCUAAUGCCAUAAUUUAUUUUACAAUGAAUAAAGAAGUCCAAAAACAAUUAAUUAUCUCUGCUUAUACUUUAUUUGGUUUGCCAACCACAACUUUAACAAAUCCUUCAAACAAUUUAAUAAAUAAUAAUAGAAAUAAUAAUCUGCAAGAAAGAUGGGCUAAUCAAAGACCAACACAGCUUCAACCUGUGAAUAAAAUUGUUAGAUAAUGUAAACUAUGAUUCCCGACUCUAGUCCUGUUUGCAAGCGGUACACCUCAACUGAGUCACCUCCUAUCCUCCAAAAUCCUUUGAUAUCCUUUCUAAUUUCCAAAUUCACAAUAUACCUCUUACUCCUAUCGAUAACCACCCUAAUCCACUGAUAUCCCCCAAAUCACUUAAAAUCCUCUUAUAUCCUUCCAUAUUCGUCGCUAUCCUUCUUGAUCCCACGAUGACACGUACAUGU